This is a messenger RNA of Echinostoma caproni, 366 nucleotides long. The record is from the annotation of a GenBank genome assembly. NCBI's taxonomy places the organism in Eukaryota, Metazoa, Platyhelminthes, Trematoda, Plagiorchiida, Echinostomatidae.
AUGUGUCAUGCCGUGAUCAGCCACUUCGAUCACAUUCGUGCAAUGUUUUUCAAUUUUUUCUCAAUACAGGAACUGAUACGUUCAGCAUGUGGUGGUCUGGUCAACUUGUUACUUGAAGAUCAUCACCACGAAGCUUGGCGCGCUCCUCCCGCUCCAAAGGUGAAACCCUUUUCAGGCACUGGCACUAUGCUCGGACAUCCAACUCCCCGGCUUGUUCCAUCCAGUACAACAACAACAACAACUCCCAGGCCACCGGUUGAGCAACCAGUUUCACUUCCCGGUCCUUCAGUGGAUGAAUCCAAACCGGUCACUCAGGUUCAAGUUCGUAUGCCUGAUGGUGGCAGGUAUGAAUCCAGUUUGGGUUAA